This is a messenger RNA of Bacillus rossius redtenbacheri, 5285 nucleotides long. RefSeq lists its product as uncharacterized. Lineage: Eukaryota; Metazoa; Arthropoda; Insecta; Phasmatodea; Bacillidae. The record is from RefSeq and is a predicted model, not a curated record. Bases 346 to 4584 code for a protein of 1412 amino acids. The transcript is spliced from 6 exons.
GUUUUCUUUAUAUUUCCAAUAUCUUUGGUUUUUGUAUCAAAUCAAAGCCUUUUGAAAAUUAUGUGUUGUGCGUUCUCUAUGGUGUUUAUGUUUACCUAGUUUCCAGUGUUUCAACUGAAAUAUAUAAUUGGUCAUUAACGUUUGACUAAUUUUUAAGAUACUAAUUGGGGUUUUGAACUAUAUGCUUAUGCAGAAUGUAGUGUAAAAUUAUAGGUUAGUAAAAGAAGAGGAAAUUUGCAAGUAUAUUUUUCCAUUCAAGUGGUCCCAGCAUCAUCAACAAAACAGCAGUUCUAAACAUCAGACAGUAUUUGCAAGCAAAACUAGUGGUAAAAAGGUUGUGUCAACAUGACUGAAAAUAUAGAUGCUAAAACUAUCCAGAAUACAUUAGAAAGUGAGAAUAAUAAAUCUGAUGCAGCUAAUAUAAAUGAAGAGGUUAUUGUUGUCAAAGAAAAAAGUUGUGUGAACAUGACUGAAAAUAUUGAUAAUGUAGCUAUCCAGGCUACAGAAGGGAGUGAGAACAAUAAAACUGAUGCAACAAAUAUAAAUGAAGAGUUUAGUGUUGUCAAAGAAAAUGAGUGUGUGGAAACAGAGUAUCCACUCAAAAAAAAUCAAAAGAAUGAAGACAGUUGUGAAAAAAUAGAGGCUGUAAAUUUAGAAAAAACAAAUGAUGUGGAAAAUAGUAACAAUGUUCAAGCUGCAGAUACAGUUAUUGAAAAUUUUAGUUUUGCGAUUGGUAUUGAAAAUGUAGAAAAUGAUACUGUUAAAGAUAAUAGCAAAAUUAAUUCCAAAUAUGUCGAAAGUAGACUUACUAAAGAGAAUUCACGUGAAAAUACUAUUGAUAAAGCAGAAGAACAUGGUAGUUCAACUGAGGAAAUGGUAGAUCUUCCAGAUACAUUUUUUGAUGAUUUAAUGGAUGUGGAAUUCUUAGGUUCCUUUGAUGUUGUCGAUUCUUGGAAGCAAGAUGAAGAUGUUUCAGAUGAAAAAUCUGAUGGGGAACAUAGUGACCUCAUUGCUGGAACAAAAGACGAAAUAGUAUCUUCUAAAGCUGAUGACAAAGGCAAAAAGAUAAAUGAUAAUUUUGAUAAAGUGAAAGAUAAAACUUCAAGACAAGACAGGAGACCAAAUUACUAUUCUCGGUUUAAAGAUUGGCAUGACAAAAACAACUCCCCGGAUGGGAAGAGUCAACAAAGUUCAUCAAAAUCAAAAAAUGAGAGAAGCAGAUCACAUUCUAGAAAUGAAAAAUCUCGAACAGACAGAAGAAGUACAUCACAAUCUAUGACAGACAGGAGCAAAUCUAUAACAAGGAAAGAAACCAGUAAAUAUAAAUCCAAAAGGAGAAGUGUAUCUAAACACAUAAAAGGAAGAAGUGCUUCUAGAUCAAGGAAAGAAAGAAGUACUUCUAGAUCAAAGAAGGAGAGAAGUACCUCCAAGUCAAGGAAAGAAAGAAGUACCUCUAGGUCAAGGAAAGAGAGAAGUACCUCUAGGUCAAGGAAAGAGAGAAGUACCUCCAGGUCAAGGAAAGAGAGAAGUACCUCCAGGUCAAGGAAAGAGAGAAGUACCUCCAGGUCAAGGAAAGAGAGAAGUACCUCCAAGUCAAGGAAAGAGAGAAGUACCUCUAGGUCAAGGAAAGAGAGAAGUACCUCCAGGUCAAGGAAAGAGAGAAGUACCUCCAGGUCAAGGAAAGAGAUAAGUUACUCCAGGUCAAGGAAAGAAAGAAGUACCUCUAGGUCAAGGAAAGAGAGAAGUACCUCCAGGUCAAGGAAAGAGAGAAGUACCUCCAGGUCAAGGAAAGAGAGAAGUACCUCCAGGUCAAGGAAAGAGAGAAGUACCUCCAGGUCAAGGAAAGAGAGAAGUACCUCCAGGUCAAGGAAAGAGAGAAGUACCUCCAGGUCAAGGAAAGAGAGAAGUACCUCCAGGUCAAGGAAAGAGAGAAGUACCUCCAGGUCAAGGGAAGAGAGAAGUACCUCCAGGUCAAGGAAAGAGAGAAGUUCCUUGAGGUCAAGAAAAGAGAGAAGUACCUCCAGGUCAAGGAAAGAAACGAGUGAUUUCCCAUUGAGGAAAGAAAGUUUACCAAAGGCAAGAGAAGAUACCAGUCACUUUAGAAUGACUUUUACUGAAAUUGGGGAAGGCAAAGAAUUACAAAAUAUACAAGUCAGUAAAGAUUAUUCAGAUAAAGACACAGUGGAAUAUCAAAAUUACACAAAUACUGGCACUGGUUGUGAACCACCAUUAAAAUAUAUGUUCAAUAAAUCAUUGCUAAACAUCAAUAAACAGCCAGCCCCUCCAGGCCUAGAAGAUAUUUUUCCACCAGGUGAAGAGCCAAUGUUAAUAAAACCUAGAAUGGAUACCUGUAAAUUUAAUGAGCAGAAUACAGAGAAAAUUUUUUUUUAUGAAAACAACUUAUCAAACAAAUAUUUGCCUGUGGAAAAACCAAGAUUAAAUCAUGAAAAGAAAAAUGAAACUGAUGAUUCAAUAAAAAGAAGGGAACAAAAUGAAAAUUUCAAAGGCAGAUCAGACAUGGAAACUAAACAGAAAAGAACUGAUAUCAUUCGGGAAGACAUGCUUAGAAAUAGAGAAAGUUCAAGAGAAGAAUUGAAAUCACCAUUCAAAAGAGAUAAUUCUUACUCAGAUUUUUUUCCUAUUGAUACUGAUCCAAGGCAUUCAAGAAGUAUUCACCAAAGCACAAGUGCUGAAAGAAAUCUUAGGGAUAGGUACAGAACUAGAGAAAGACCUGAUGGUUCUUACCACAAAUCUGAUAGAGAUAUUGAACAUUUGAAUUGGUUGCGCAAUAUGGCCAAACAGGAGCAGUUGAGACCUUUGGAUUCAGCUUCAGAUGAACGAAUGUGGGACAGUAGAAAAAGAGAUUACUAUCCACAUAGAGAAAGGCAGAGAUCACUGUCUCGUAAAGUUUCUUUGUCUCCAAUUUCUCUGUCCCCAGUUCGGUCAAGAUACUCACGUUCCCCAUCAUAUUCUCAUUCCCAUUCUCGGCGCAAGACUAGAGAUGGCAGACGCCAUAGAAGUCGUUCUCGGAGUAAAGAUUCUUUAGGGUCCCUGUCACUUUCUUCCUUAUCUUCUAACGGUAGUGCGCAUGGAAGGAAAUAUUUUCGCUCUCGGCGUUCACGUAGAAUACGUAGCAAGCGUAAACCAUUUUUUGAAGAGAUUGCACAAAAAUUGGGCAUCCAGACAGACUCAUCAGAACAGCCAUCGUACCCACCGCACCAUGUAAUGGCUGCCCGGCACCAGCGGGGGAUGAUGAUGAUUUAUGGCGAGGGCCCGGCGUUGCUGCCCAACCCCGGGUCGGUGUCCCUGCCCGGCGCGCCCCCGAACCUCCUCGUACCGCCGCCGAACCUCUACGUGCCGCCUCCUGCCCACCACACGCCGCAGCUGGGGCACCCCCCGCCCCUGUACGGGCCCCCGGACAUCCACACGGCUCCCCCUCCAGUCCCGUACCAGCAGCUGGUGGCAGUGCCUCCCCCGGGCAUGGAGGCAGCGCCCCAGUACGCAGUGGCCCCGGCUCACGAGCUCCCACCGCAGCCUGUCGCCGCCGCGCCUGCGGAACCAGUGUUCAGCGUGGAGUCACAUUCCACGGAGCCAUCAAAUAGUCUAUCUGGUUAUCUUGAAGCCACUAUGAAAGGUGAUAAGAAUUCAAAUCAUCUGCUUCAUGAGAAGUCUGUUCCAAAAGCUGGUGAAGAAAAUAAACGUCCAACUAUUAUUAGACCGGAAGUGGUGGCUCGUUGCGAAGAUGCGGUGGCCGCCGUCCGUGCGGAGAACGCUCUGUCCAUGGUGCCGCUGGGACGAGUGAUCAUCCAGCAGAAGUCUCCAGGGUCGUUCCAGCAGCACAGCACCGACCAGGUCAGCUGCUUCCGGUCGCCCCUCUUCGACCUGUCGAAUCCGAGCUUCUUGUUCACCACGCCGCCGCUGCACGACUUCGUGUCGACCGGCCUCAAGAUGGCUGCCAGGAAGUUGAGGCGCUCCCAGCAGUCCCGGAAGCCGCCGCUGAGGAACGCCGGCGCCACCGCCGGGCCCAGGCCGGCGGAGAAGGACGGCCCGAGGCGGUCCGUGUCGAUCGCCGUCAACACGGAAAUAAGUUGUGGCACUAGUGAGUGGUGUUGUAAGUGUCGAGCAUACAAUGUGGGUACCGCCGCUUCUGGUCCAUCUGCCAGACACGGCGUGGUUGCAGGCGAGAGCCAGCCGUCUGCCGUUAAGAGAAAGCACCCGGAUCCUCGUGCUGGGACCAGAGGGCCUAGCACUUCCAAGACCGACAACGGUGACGAUUCAGACGUGGAGAUAGUUAGCGUUGAUGCUCAAGCAUCCAGAGUCUCGCUCCAGCCACCUAAGGUUCCCCACUUGGUCCCGCCACCCAAGGGUAUACUGAAGGGCAGUAAAGUGUCUCCGGAAAAUCAUGAUUCGCCUGGGCCUCCUACGUCUAGUCUGAAGUCGGGUAAACAUCCCUCGCAUCUUAUUGCCCCCAGAGGUCCUCUUCACAGAUUUUCAAGCUUUUCCCAGUUGGCUUUGAAUCCGGAAAAUCUUCACAACUUGACCCCGCGUAGAUACUUUGAAAGCAUCGAAAAGACUAACACAUAGAAACAAAAUAAUUUUGAUAAGAGCUGGGUGGAGAACUAUUUAAGUUAAAGGGGAUUCUUGAAAAUUAAAGCAUCUUUCACUUUCCUUAGUUUUUAUAAAUGGGUAAAAUUUGAUCCCUCACUCUAAAAAAACACCCUAGCAUCCUUUUUGAAGCACUUUGUAGGUAUGUUGUAAACUUUACUUUUUAAAAAACAUGUUUGAACAUACCUAAGGUUUUGUAGUCUAGAAGCAUUGGAUUGCUGCAAUAUCCUUAAACAUUGAAGUUAUUCUCUGCACUUGGAGAUUUAAGUAUAUCUUCUUAAAUCAAACACAUUGUAUGCAAGUCACAUUUGUUUAGAAGACAAGCUAUGAUAUUGUAAAUGUGUAUAUUUUAUUGGAAUGAUUUUGAUUGUCUUAUGUCAGUUAGUGUUCAUGUUUUCUUUUUUUUUUGGUAAGUUGUCAACCUGUAAUAUUUGUGUUUGUUAUGUAAUGUUCAGUAUACAUUCAUUUGUUAGUUCUAUGUACUGUGCCUUUUUUUUUCAUUAUUCAUUGUUUGAGAAACUAUCAUCAAAAAUGGUUCAUAUAUGUAUGCUAAUUCAUGAAAUGUUCAUGUUUGUAGUGAAUGUAAUAUGAAAGUUUUUUUUGUGUUUGUAACAGAGAAAGUGUAAUUUUGGAUGUUUACUGCAAGUUAGAACAAUAAACUAUGAUGAAUAAAAUAAAAA